AUGAAAAAUAAUAUCCAGCAGCGGAGCGGGGCCCGGCCCCCGCCCCGCGGCCGCUCGCCUGCGUACCGCGCCGUGCCCGCCCCGCUCCGGCUCCACUCAGACCCGUUCCCCUCAUUGCCGACCGCCGCUCCAACGAGACCGGGCCCACCCGCAACCACACUCACCACCCCCACGCCGCCGCUGCCUCUGCUUCGACCGCUGAGUAAUGAGCCGGGGCCGGGCCGCGCACACGCACCGCGCUCCACCCGCCCGCUGCGGCUGCGACUGCCCGCCUCCCGCACUCGCCCCGCCCCAGCCUCCGCGCCGCUGCCCGCCUCCCGCACUCGCCCCGCCCCAGGCUACGCGCCGCUGCCCGCCUCCCGCACUCGCCCCGCCCCAGGCUCCGCGCCGUUGCCCGCCUCCUGCACUCGUCCCGCCCCAGCCUCCGCGCCGCUGCCCGCCUCCUGCACUCGUCCCGCCCCAGCCUCCGCGCCGCUGCCCGCCCACCGCACUCGCCCCGCCCCAGGCUCCGCGCCGUUGCCCGCCUCCUGCACUCGUCCCGCCCCAGCCUCCGCGCCGCUGCCCGCCUCCUGCACUCGUCCCGCCCCAGCCUCCGCGCCGCUGCCCGCCUCCCGCACUCGCCCCGCCCCAGGCUCCGCGCCGCUGCCCGCCCACCGCCCUCGGCCCAGCGCCAGCGGUGCCCUUCACAGUAUCUUUGCCUCGUCCGAGGCCCCGGGGCCCCGCCGUUACGAGUCUGUCCGGCUCCGUCCUGGCCCUGCGAAGGCUGCAGAGCCCCAGCUCCCCGCGGCCCUGUCAGGCAUGAGCAGUUCCUGUGUGACACUGGUCGAGGUCUUAUGGGCAAAAGGAAGCCCUUUGGAGGAAGAAGAAAUAUGGGCACUCUUGUACUUGGCCACAGUGCAUCUUCUGGAAGACCUUCACAAAGAUCCUGCCCUAUGUGUGAUUUGUCCAUGGUCAGUACUGCUGUCUGCAGAAGGAAAUUUGUCCCUUCAAAACAAUGCAUCUCAAACAGAAGCCGUCCCUUUCAGUGCACCAGAACUACUGCACAGACAAAGUAAAAACCAGCACAUUGGAUUAACAAAGAUGUUGGUGUAUUCCUUAGGAAUGACCCUCUAUUGGUCAGCAGACUACCAGGUUCCUCCAAACCAGUCCCUCCAGCUGAGUGACCAACUACACAUGCUCUUGCUGACACUAUGUGAAGAUCUGCCACAUAAAAGACUUUCUCCUGAAUCAAUCCUGGAAGCAUGUGAGGCACAUCAGAAGGAAUCUGCUUGCUUACCUGCAAAUGUCUACAUAAAGAAAAUGGUCCAGUUUGCUUUGGGAAGUGUCAGCGAGGUAGAGUGGAUAGUCAAUGAAGACCGCACAGCCUGUCAUCUUGACAGGAGUCAUGUAAUAAGGAAAAGACUGCAUGAGAAAAUAUCUGACACCUCACCGUUGUCCUCCCAGAUGAAUUUUCAUCAAGGUAAUCAAGACAAAGGGUCCAGAUUAAUGAAUUAUAGUCAGUCAACAGAAGAUUACAGACAACUCUCUGCGGACUACAGCGAUUCUAAUAGUAUUUCUGAAAGCACAUCUUUGAUACUGUCUAACCGAGGACAUAGGAGAGAAAUAUCUUCCCUGAAGUGUAACCCUGACAUCCACUACAUCAGUUACAAUGCAACAAGGUCUACCAAAGAGAAAGUGAAUGAGAAAAAAACAGCCAUGCAAUUGCACCUGAGCCCCAAGCCCUUAGCCCCAGCACUGAGGAAGGUAAAGUUCCACAGGCGCACAGAUCAUGGGACCCCACCCUUAGUGGGUCAAGGACGCAAAUUUUCAGGUCCAGAGUUUAUUAUUUUAUCUAGUGAACCACCAGUGACCUUACAGCUGCCUGGAUCCAUUGUGACUAAAAAAGGGAAAUCCUAUUUGUCCCAAAGGGAUCUCAAUGUGAUUCUACUCAAUGGGCAGUGCCUUGAGGUACAAUGUGACAUCAAGUCCAAGGCAAGAGAUGUUUUCAACACUGUGGUGGCAUAUGCAAACUUGGUGGAACAUUUCUACUUUGGCUUGGCUUACCUGAAAGGUAAAGAAUUCUUCUUUUUGGAUGAGGACACCAAACUCUACAAAGUGGCCCCAGAUGGCUGGAAUGACCAACCAAAGAAGAAAAGCUCCAUCAUUAAUUUCACACUCUUUUUAAGGAUAAAAUUCUUUGUCAACCACUUCAACAUUAUUCAGCAUGGCUUGACAAGGCAUCAGUUUUACCUGCAGCUUCGUAAAGAUAUUUUGGAGGAGCGAUUAUAUUGUAAUGAUGAGACUGCUCUGAAGCUUGGUGCUUUGGCUUUACAGGCAGAGCUUGGCAAUUAUGCUUCUGAGAUGCAUGGAAAGAGCUAUUUUCGUGUGGAAGACUACAUUCCCGCAAGCCGAAUAGAGAAGAUGACCCUGGCAUAUGUACAGCGAGAGCUUGCUAAAUUACAUCGCUUGAACCGUUCACUGUUUGAGGAUGAAGCUGAACUAGAAUUCUUAAAGGUGACUCAGCAGCUUCCUGAAUAUGGAGUGUUAUUCUAUCAUGUGUCCCAAGAGAAGAAAGGAGCAGGAGAAGAUAUCAUCCUGGGAAUCUGUGCCAAAGGCAUCAUUGUGUAUGAGGUCAAAAAUCACACAAGGAUUGCCAGUUUAAGAUUCCAAUGGCGUGAAACAGAGAGAAUUUCAGCUCAUAGAAAAAAAUUCAUGAUUGAAAGCAGUUUCAGUGGCAAGAAACACACCUUCAUCACCGAUACAGCAAAGACAUGUAAAUAUCUACUGAACCUCUGCUCUGCCCAGCACAAAUUCAAUGCACAGUCGAAUUCUAGGCAACUUCGUCAGACUUCAUCAGAGGAAGGUAAAUUUGUGGAAAUAGACAAAUCAAAUUCUGCAUAUGCAGCUCAGCGUGAACACCUCGCCCUGAUUCAGAGACUGUCUCGUUCAGAGAAUGUGCUCUAUGGAGCAAACCUGGAAAACCUUUCUGCUGGGUUAAUGAGCAAAUCUUGUGAUAACCUCAGUGUGGAAACCAACAGCAGGACUAGAGACAAAAGCAAUCUUGACAGAUCCACAUCAGGCUUAUCCCAGUCAGAAAUGCACAUCAAUUUGAAUGGAAAGCAAAGGAGUUUUGAUUACCUCUCUAUCCAUUCAACUCAGAACACAAUCAGUGCACCUGGAUCACCAGCCAUCCAGAAGGAAGUUUUGCUAAGUGGUCUAGAAAGAGAAAUAGUUUGUGUCAGCCUAAAGCGUGACUCUAAAAAUGGAUUUGGAUUUGUAAUUAUUGGAGGAGAAAAUGUAGGAAAAUUAGACCUUGGUAUCUUUAUCGCUUCAAUUAUUCCUGGGGGACCUGCAGACAGAGCUGGAAAUAUCAAACCAGGAGGACGACUCAUCUCUGUGAAUAAUAUUAGUCUUGAGGGUGUUUCAUUUAAUACUGCAGUUAAAAUCAUCCAGAAUUCUCCUGAUGAAGUGGAACUCAUCAUCUCUCAACCCAAAGAUAUGUAUGAAGAAGGAGUAAGUGAAGAAAAGAAUCUGUCAAGAGGAAACAGUACAAGUGGAUCUGAGAUCUCCUGUGUAGACAGUGGGAGAAAACAGAUUCAGGAUUGUCAUACAGCUCUCUCCAAAGAACAGGACUCACACAGAGAAGAACUUGAGAAGGCUCUUUCCUGGAGUUUAGCACCAAAACUGGGUCCUAGGAGUACAGUUCCUUCAGUUAAUAGACUGGAUGUGGAGGAAGCUGAUUCUUCCAAUUUACCAUCUCCAUCUGAAAACAGCUCAAAGGAAGUCUAUACUGUGGAGCUUGUUAAAGAAGAUGGGACCUUCGGAAUCAGCGUGACUGCAAGUGUUACUGUUAAUCUUUCAGUUCUGGUCAUGCGUUAUACACUAUCUGAAGGAAGAACAUGUGAAGAUUCCACUGUAAUUUGUGGCCAGUUUUUGCAGGGUGGAAUUAUACUAGUGUGCGCACGGUGGAUAUACGUGAAGGUCAAUUAUUUCCGGGGACCAGCAGAUAAGGAUGGACAAAUAAAGAUAGGUGAUCGUCUGCUGGAAGUAGAUGGCAUCAGCCUCUGUGGCAUCACCCACAAACAGGCUGUGGAACACCUUAAGAAAUCUGGGCAGAUUGCCAAGCUGGUUCUAGAAAGGGGAAGCUACCAAUUGGCAGAGUCACGCCUGACUGCUAAUGACAGAAAGGAGGACCAAUGUACAGUUGCUUCUGAAGCAACAUCCUUCACAGAUGGCACCAAAGACUACUGUUUUUUGACAGAUGAUAAUAUAUUUGAAGUCAAACUGACAAAGAAUUCUGGAGGCCUCGGCUUUAGUGUUCUGCAAAUGGAAGAAGAUGCUUGUGAACACCUUGGAGGACCCAUUGUCAGGAUCAAAAGGCUAUUUCCAGGGCAGCCAGCUGAAGAGAAUGGUGGAAUUGAAAUUGGGGACAUUAUUUUAGCCGUGAAUGGGAAACCUACUCAAGGACUUUUUUAUCAGGAUGUCCUGCACUUGUUGAGAGGAGCUCCUCCAGAAGUCACACUACUACUUUGCAGACCACCAAAAGGUGUUCUUCCAGAAAUAGAACAAAGUGCCCUGACUCCAGCACCAUCUCCAAAUAAGGAGUUUGAGGCAGAAGUGCCAGGCAGUGCAGAGGCAGGAAAAUAACAUAGAUCAGUCUACCAGUGAUGGAGGUAGCACCUCUCAGACCUUGACGACUGCCUAGAUUCUCCAGUGGCAGCAGAUUUCAGUGAGCCUCCUGAAGAGGACAGCUCCACUUAUGAAGAGCAGGAAGCUGAGUUUACAGAGAAAAUCACACAGAAAUUUGUGAUGCCCAGGGAAGAUUUCUAUAAGCAUCUUCGGAAGUUUCGAGAAGCUACCACUUCUGAAGUGUCCACUCCUCUAGAAGAAGAAAUGAAGCAGAACUGCUACUCACCCUGUGAAUGUGGAUGGCCAAAAGGUAGGGAAUACCAAAAUGUGCUCUGCAACUUUUCCUUCAUUUCUUAAAGUAAAUUGCUGUUUAAGCAGAAGGUUACCUGCUUCUAAUCACUGCUGAUUACUGAAGAUUUUGUCAUACCACCCAUUCUGACUAUCCUGAUCUGCUAUUUCUGUUCAGUCUUCUCUUAUUAUGGUUUUGUAUAAGCCUGCAUUGCAGGACA
Pogoniulus pusillus (Red-fronted tinkerbird) is the source of this 5117-nucleotide messenger RNA. RefSeq names its product FERM and PDZ domain containing 2 (gene FRMPD2). Lineage: Eukaryota; Metazoa; Chordata; Aves; Piciformes; Lybiidae. Gene Ontology annotation, cellular component: cytoskeleton. The record is from RefSeq and is a predicted model, not a curated record. Gene Ontology annotation, molecular function: protein binding.